UCUUAUUUUAUUUCGUAAGUCUCGACGGAGACUACGUGAGAAGCCCGCUCUAGCAUGUAAGUCAAUUCGUUCCUCGCGUGGUCAAUGAUUGCAGGAAACUACAAUCGACUCGUCAAUCUAUCGAUUUUUCGUCAGUUUUUCUGGGUUUUAGUUAGCCCCUUCCAAUUUGGAUUAUUUUCUGGAUUAUACUGAUUCUGCUAGACAACUUUCAAUUCAUGUCUACUUCUAAGAAGAAAAUGUCAGAAGGAGAUAAAUCGGGCUCGGCCGAGCGGGAGCGUGCUCCCGGCAAAGCAAACGAGAACGUGCCGUCGCAUCCAGCCAAGCCUGGUGCGGGGGUUUCACUAGCCUGUCAUCCUGAGCCCAAGCGCUCGACAGUGCCGACUCAGCAAAAAGCGUCUACCUCACUAACUACGCCGAAAAAAUGUAGUUCCAAGAAAAAGCAUGUGGAACCAAAUCCCGAGAUCGAAUCGCUCAAAGAGCGGCUGAAUCACUUUGAGGGACUCCUCACUAAAGUGGUAGAUGCAUUGCCCAAACAGACAUUUACGUCUACGUCUUCAGAAAAUCCGCAUUUUCAGCGGGAAGGCGACAACGUUUUCACAACGGCGGAUGAAUUUUGGGAUAACCAUGAUCAUGACAUGGCAGCGGGUAGCAGCGGGCCGCUGCAAGCCGAUUACGGGGGAAACCCUGGUGAGGAACACGGAGGAAUCCCCGGUGAGGAACCCGCUGGAUUUGGGCUUGACAGCGACGACGCUCCGGUCCCCUCCUUCGCCGCAAAAUUUGCAGUGCCAACAGGCGUGGGGAAGCCGCUCGAUUCAGAGCUAGCAAACUCCGCAUCUUAUUUGAUGGGACAUAAUUUGGAGGAAAAAACAAUUGAAGAAACAGCUAUCAAGUACCCAUGCCCUGCAAAUUGCAUUUUGAUGGACGCUCCAAAAGUGAAUACCGCAAUUUGGGAGAAUCUCCCCGCCGAGACUCGUAGCAGAGAUUUGAAACUUCAGCGGAUUCAAAAAGCACUGACAAAGGGAAUCGGAGCUUUCGUCCAAACCUUGGACUCUCACAACAUGUCUGAUACGCAACAGGAUGCUCUCGCACUCCUCUGUAAUGCAAACUUUGAAAUGAACUGCAUGAGAAAAGACAUGAUUAGACCAGACAUGAAUAAGAACUAUACUCAUCUUUGCAAGCCGGCUAACCCGGUCACAAAGCUCCUGUUCGGGGAUGAACUGGGCAAAAAGGUCAAAGACCUUCAGGACCAACAUAAGGCGGCUGCAGGUGUUAUGAGAGGUGCCGCAAAUUUUCCAAAACCCAGCUACCAUCCUUACAGGAGAUAUACAGAGGCUGCAAAACGUCAGGCCCGAGAUGCUGGUUGGUUUUCCAACACAGCAAGACACAACCCUGGAGCGGGUAACAUGAACACUAACAGGCCUUUUUUAGGGCGCCGCCCGUCGUGGAGGGGCAGACCAGCCCCACACACUCAAACACCCCAGACGGGCCAACGCAGGCCUUUCCGAGGAGGGAAAAAGUAGUCCCAGACGCUAAACAGGCACCUGACUCCAGUGAUCAGGCUUGGAGCUGCUGCUACCGACAACAAGGCCUGAGCGCAAAAACUGUUGAUAUCAUCUCUGCAUCUUGGAAGGACUCAACGAAAAGACAAUAUAAAGUGUACAUAAAGAAAUGGGAGUCAUUUUGUAAGCAGAGGAAUUUAAACAAACUCAAGACAAAAGCUGAGAAUGUGUUAGAAUUCUUAAGUGAUUUGUUCUAUAAUGGCAAUGCUGGCUAUAGUGUCAUUAACACGGCAAGGAGUGCAUUGGCCUCCUUCUUAACUCUGGAGAAUGAUUCUCAUACAGUUGGAUCGCACACAACUAUUAGCCGUUUCAUGAGGGGAGUUUUUCAUCUUAGGCCCCCAGUUUCUAGAUAUACCAAGACUUGGGAUGUUGGAAUUGUACUGAACUACUUACGGGAGCUAUAUCCAGCAACCAAGCUCCCGCUUAAGGAUUUGACACACAAGCUGGUUAUGCUUCUAGCACUUACUUCAGCACAACGAGUUCAAACAUUAUACCAUAUGAACUUGGACAAGAUGAAUUUGACAGACAAGAAUAUGGAAUGUGUUCUCGACAAGAAACUUAAGCAAAAUCAACCUGGGCGUAGUGGUUGCUCCAUUCAGGUAUCGGCUUAUAAAGCGGAUAGCCGCAUUUGUGUCAUUCGGUAUUUGAGAGAAUAUCUUCGACGAACCAAGGAUAUUAGGGGUCAGGAGAGAUUCCUUCUAAUUUGCUAUCGCAAGCCAUAUCAUCGUGCGUCUUCUCAAACAAUUUCGCGUUGGAUAAAAUUAACGAUGAGAAGCGCAGGUGUCAACACCGAGUUUAAAGCACACUCAACUCGCGCAGCAUCCACGUCGACUGCCAAGAGGAUGGAUGUACCUCUUAAAGACAUACUGGCUCAAGCAGGCUGGGCAAAGGAAAAUACUUUCCAAAAGUUCUAUGACAGGCCUUUGGAGAGCAAGGGCAAGAAGUUUACGGAUGCAGUGCUUAACAGCAAUUAAUAGAGUGUCUAAAGAUACGAACUCGUGUUCCUACAGCAAGGUUAUAAUAUAUAUUCAGUAGUAAGUUAGCAUUACUUUCUGUUUAUAGAGUUUCUCUAUGCCAGUUUAUGCAAUUAGGUAAUUGCUCAUAGAAUCGAAUGGGACUACUGGCUUUAAAUUCUCACGUAGUCUCCGUCGAGACUUACGAAAUAAAAUAGAAA
This is a messenger RNA of Strongylocentrotus purpuratus (purple sea urchin), 2733 nucleotides long. RefSeq lists its product as uncharacterized. The coding region runs from base 216 to 1520 and encodes 434 amino acids. The transcript is spliced from 2 exons. Lineage: Eukaryota; Metazoa; Echinodermata; Echinoidea; Camarodonta; Strongylocentrotidae. The record is from RefSeq and is a predicted model, not a curated record.